This is a messenger RNA of Osmia bicornis bicornis, 829 nucleotides long. RefSeq names its product type IV secretion system protein virB10-like. The record is from RefSeq and is a predicted model, not a curated record. The transcript has 4 exons. The coding region runs from base 360 to 824 and encodes 154 amino acids. NCBI's taxonomy places the organism in Eukaryota, Metazoa, Arthropoda, Insecta, Hymenoptera, Megachilidae.
AAUACAAAUCGAUUCAGUACAGUAUCGAUAGAUGUACAUUGGAGGGGUGGGGGCUAACAGUUUAGUCAAGAUUUAGUGACAGCAUCGUAUUGAAGAAAAUACAGUUAGAAGAGAUUCAGAAGAAUUGGAAAGUAAUGAGUCAACAAUUUUCUAUCUCAAUGCAUGUAUACAUGGUUCUGGCAGACAGCCUGUCAGACUAAUUCGCAGUUAUCGAUUCCACGCAUACGUGGAAACGCACCUUGUGUGUUACAUUCGUAGGAUGGGUGGACCGUAUCUUACACGCCACUUCACCGAAAUAUAUUAGAAGAAAUUUUCACUGGAACCAGAAUUCUUUGGUCGCAUCGUUUGUAGAAUCACAAAUGAAUUCUUCGAGACAGGUGCACCGGGAGGAGCCAUUUUGUAUGGAGCCGAAAAUUCGUCGCAGACCAUUUCGAUAUAAAAGGAUUUUUGCAUCGCUUGCCAACCGGGAUGAAAGCAGCAAAAACUGUGGGUGCAAGCACGAAUGCGAGGUGCAGGCGGAUGCGCCGGUGCACCACCAGCUGCAGCUGCCAGUGCUUCUACUACCGCCACUGAUACCAGCACCGUCGGUGCUGCUACUGCCACCGCCACCGCCGUCACCGCCGUCACCGCCGCCGCCGCCACCGCCACCGCCGACGUCGUCGUCGCUGGUGCUGCUACCGUUGGCAGAGGUUCGCAGAGCUGUCCACCUCGUGGCAGUCGACACUUCCUACCGGACGGUGGUAGUGUCCAGGCGCGCUGGACACACGACGAGUUGCAGCCGGUCGCCGCUGCUGCUGCCGUUGUUCAUCGAGCAUAAAGAUUAAAAGAG